Molecule: messenger RNA, 2243 nt
Organism: Vigna radiata var. radiata (mung bean)
Lineage: Eukaryota; Viridiplantae; Streptophyta; Magnoliopsida; Fabales; Fabaceae
Product: enhancer of mRNA-decapping protein 1
Exons: 1
Coding region: 777-1823 (348 amino acids)
Source: RefSeq, a predicted model, not a curated record
ACGAGAUUGACUUGAAAGAGACGAAUGAAACAUGUUGCACAUAUAUAAAUGUAAAUACAUAGGUUCUUUUCUUGUGGAUGGCUGAAAUAAGGUAAGUUAGUUUGCAGAAGUACGGAAAAGGAAGCCGCUUGAAGCAUCUUGAAAAAAGAAGGAAAAGGAUGGAAACAAAGACAGAGAAAGCAGAGAAGAGAAGAGAAGAGAGCAUCGCUCCCUCACUCUCCUUCCAAGCAAAGUCACCUCACCUCCAAGAUAGAAGUAGCAUAGUAAAUGAAGCUGUAUCACAUCAAAGGAUAUACCAAUAUUAACAUUUCCGCCGUAUUUCUUCUAUGUUCCUCCAAACAUGAAUAUAUAAAAUCAUUCCAGUGAAAAAAUGUGCAUGUAUUUUAUUGUAAUUGUUGCAUUACAACUCACAUGAUUUAUGACAAAACUCAACUAAAUUCUAAAUAACUCCAGCAGAUACCAACCUCACUUUGUGAGCUUUGUGUCAGCUGGAAGGGCCAGUUGAAUCAGAUGCUUGCUUUUCUCUUUUUUUUUUCCCCUUUUAAUGUUCUUUGCUGCUGCUACCAGUAAUGUCUCUCACCGCACGGCGUAAUCACAAUUCCCUUUUUGUUUCUUUCUACAUGAGACUUGGGACAAGUUGAACUAUUCCUUUUUCACAUUUCCCUUUCUCUCUGUUUACACACCAAAACCAGAAGAUGGUUCUAUAAAUAACACGGCCUCCAUCGUGUUACCCUCAUCCUUAUUUUUCUACACGGUUUCAGCAGUUCAUAAACGUCAUGGCUAACCCUCCCCCAGUUCGUCCCUGGUUCCGCUUAGCCUCCAUUCGCUCAACCCCUGCUGCCCCUGCCCCUGCCCCUGCCUCUGCCCCUACCCAAGAGCCUCGCAUUACGUUGGGCCUGCCCGCAUUUAGAACUGCUUCGGCACCUUCAUCACCACAAUCUCACCCUACUCAACCUCAACCUCAAUCUCAACCUCAUCCUGCUCCAGAACCUUCAUCUCAACCUAACAGAUAUUCUUCUUCUUCACUCCCAAAUUCUCCGGUCCAUAAGGCCAUACUUACAACAUCUUCCCCCCCACGUUCCUCCCCUGAGAAGAAUUCGCGUGUGCAUGUCUCCAGUCCCACUCACUCUCCUAAAACAAUUAAGCAAUCUGAUCGUAGCCCAAUGCGCUCGCCAAACAAUAGCAGAACCAUCACUCCUCCACCUUCUCCUCUCACCCUCCCACCUUCCCAGUUCAAGACCGAGCCCAAGAUACCUGAACAGCCUGAGCCCAAAACCGUGCUGGUCCAGAAAACCAUCGACAGACCCAGGCCAUGGCACAAUGGCGCCACUGAAACGCACAAAAACAAUGCCCAUGCCCAUGCCCAUGCCCAUCAUGGGAAACACGUCACUGGCAAGGAAAGUGAAUCCAAGGAGAAGGGUAUCCACAAAAAGCUUUCGGAUUCCGAGGACUCUGGCAUGAGGGUCAUAACCAUUGCUGGAGAAAACAGAGGGGCUUUCAUGGAACUGAUCCAGUCCCCGAAGAAACCCGAAUCGAAGUACCUUCACAAGAAGGGGAAUUCGAGCAUAAGCGUGGAUGGGGUGGAGUCGGAGGGUUCGAGUGCUGAGGAAGGGAACAAGAAGGAUAAGAAUCAGAAAGGUAAAACAGCGUCUUCGUUCCCCAUGGCUGCGUACAUGAACAGCAACGUGCAGUGUGUGAACAACUCGCUCCUGUACAACACUUCUUGCUCCCACCACGACCCCGGAGUGCGCCUUUCUCUUUCAAAGAAACCAUUCGGUGAAGGUUUCCAUCUGAAGGAACACGCUGAUGGUCACCACGCUUGAUUCCAGAGAUAAUGUUGUUGGAAUUGCUGUUAGUUGUUUUGAGCUUCUGGCUUACGUUAUGUUAUGUUAUGGUAAGAUAAUAUGGUAUAUGGCAUAUUAUAUAUUGGAGAAAAAAAAAAAAAAGGUUGAGUGGCCAACUUGGGGCACGCACGAAUUCUAAUUCUUCUGCUUCGCCCUUGUCUUUUGGAGCAAAGUUGAAGAUUCUCCACUGCCCUCGGUGGAAAAUAAAUAUCUUUAAUAAUCUAUGUAUGGGUGAUGCUUACGGCUUUAUUCAAACACUUACUGUUUUUGUAUGGAAGAAAUUCUUAGCAGUCUAUUCAUGGGGGAGAGGGUUGUGUAUAUCGUUCAUUUUCCUUUGUUAAUUCAUCAUCUACACUAUGUGCUCCUUGCAAUAAAUCUCUAUCACCAAUAUAAUAUUAA